Molecule: messenger RNA, 2299 nt
Organism: Closterium sp. Naga37s-1
Lineage: Eukaryota; Viridiplantae; Streptophyta; Zygnematophyceae; Desmidiales; Closteriaceae
Source: the annotation of a GenBank genome assembly
AUGCUGGCGUUCAUGUCCGACCUCAAGGAGAGCGGCCUGCUGGACGAGCACGGGGGGCACGCACCUGAAGGGACGGAGCGUGGGAGAGACAAGGAGGGUGCUGAAGGGAGUGCGGGAGAGGAGGAGAGGGCAGAGGGGGACGUGGCGAAAGGGGAGGCUGGGAGCGGGAAGGAGGGUGUGGGUAGGGAGGGGGAAAAUAUGAAAGAGGAGAAGACGAUAGAUGGUGAAGAGAGGUUGGAAGAGGAGGCGGAGGGAGGGCGAGAAGGGAGUGGCGGGGCAGCAGAGGUAGAGAGCAAAGCUGACUGGCAUAGUGAUGCUUGGGAAAGCCGUGAGAAGCAGGAGGGGAAAGUGAAGGGCGGGGAGGCGCAGGAGGGAGAGGGAGAGGAAAAGACAGGGGAGGCAGGGAAGGAAGGAGGGGAUGGUGUGCCUUCCCAUGGCGGUGGUGCUGCUGCUGGUGUGUGGCAGGCUGUGUUGGAGCCCGAGAGUGGCGAGUACUACUACUGGAACACCGUCACUGGAGAAACCUCCUGGUCAGUGCCGGACAAGGUUGUGCAAAACGAGGGUGCUGGGGUUGGGGUGGGCACGGUAGAGGGAGUGGGAGAGAAGGGGGGUAUGAUUGAGGGAGAUGAGGAGGUGGGGCGGUGUGAGAGCGAGAGGAGGGAGAGAGGGGAGGAGAAAGGGGAGGAGAGAGAGGAGGAGAAAGGGGAGGAGAGAGGGCAGGAGAGUGGGGAGGAGGGUGGUGAACAGAGACAGGAGGAAGCAGAUGAGACGAUGGGAAGUGCAGGGGAAAGAGAUGGGGUUGAGAGGAGGGAGAGAGAAGGGGAGCGGGUGAAGCAAGAGGACAGGUCUAUGCGAGAGGAAGGGGAGACGCAGCAGUGUGUGGAAGAGCAUGUGGGGAUGGACGAGGAGGGCAGUGACGGCUUGCGUGCACGUGAAGGCGUGCAUGCAGCUGUCCCUGCCGCUGCUGCUGUUCCCGUCCCUGUUCUUGAGGGCUCAAGGGAGCAAUCAGAGGGACAAGUAGCUGAGCGCCACCUGGCAGGAGGUGCUGCUGACAUGGCGAGCGCCGUUGCCAUGGCAGCAAUGCUGCAGUCCUUGCAGGAACAGGUCGAAUCAGCAGAGGCUGAGCUGGUAGCAACAGCUGCUGACAUGGCGGAUAAGACAGGUGACGCUGUAUCCAGGCUGGAGUCCGUGCAGCAGCAGCUGACAGCUGUCGAAUCCAGGCUUCCUGCUCCUCCCCCCACCUCUAACACUUCACCCUCUCUCCCUUCCUACCCACUGUCCCCCCCACUCUCCGCUUCCCUCACCGCCCUCUCCGCCUCUCUCACUCGCCUGCAGCUAGAGGCCUCCAUCCGCCUGUCAGACCUCAAUUCCCUCUCCCACCGCUUUGCACAGGCGUCUGCAGCAGCAGCGGUAGCAACAGCUGUAGCGCCCCCUACCACUGCAGCUGCUGCCCCUACGGCCCCCGCAGCUGUAGCGCCAUCAUCCUCUGCUGGAUUGCCAGAACCUCCCGUGCUACAGCCAUGGCAGGACCUGCAGCAACGGCUGCUACAGGUGCAGGUACAGCAGGGGUUGCAGGCGGGGCUGCUGGUGGUUGUGGGGUACUGCUUGGAGCAGGUGGGGCGAGUGGAGGGAGAGAGUGAGGAGGUGCAGGGGAGAGUGGAUAGAGUGAGGGAGCAGUGGGAGGAGGAGAAGCAACGGCGGGAAGAGGAAGAAGAGAAGCAACGGCGGGAAGCGGAGGAAAAGCAACGGCGGGAGGAAGAGGAGGAAAGACAAGGGCGGGAGGUAAAGGAGAAAAAGGGACGAUUGGAAGAGGAGGAGAGACGGGUGAGCGAAGAGGUGAGGCGGGGACGGGAGGAAAGGCAAAGGCAGGAAGAGGAGGUGGAAAGGAAUGAGCAGGUGAGGGGGGAGGUUGCAGAUAAGGUGAGAGAAACGGGGAAUCAGGAGGAGCGGGGUGGGGUGGAGAGGGGUUCUGGUCCGACCUGGAAGGGUAUGGAGCAGUACUCAGCAUCAGAGAGUGGGGAGAUUUCUCCAGAGGGAGAGGAGGAAGGAGAGGAGGAAGUGGAGGGAAGAGCAGGAAAGUGGGCGGUGAAGCAAAUUGGUGCUGGUGGGUUGGGUGGUGUUGAUGAUGGCAAUGAUUUUGAGGCGACUAGAAAGAGUGGUGCUAAUGGGUUGGGUGGUGGUGACGAGGAUAUGGAUGUCGAGAUGGAAAUGGAUGGGGUAGAGGGAGCAGGAGGAGGAGUGGGGCUACAGCAGCAGCAGCAGCAGCAGCAGCAGCUACAGCAGCAGCAGGUGACUGGCC